Molecule: messenger RNA, 372 nt
Organism: Botrytis deweyae
Lineage: Eukaryota; Fungi; Ascomycota; Leotiomycetes; Helotiales; Sclerotiniaceae
Exons: 1
Coding region: 1-372 (123 amino acids)
Source: RefSeq, a predicted model, not a curated record
AUGAGUUACGCAACCUUUUUGGCCACUGUGGCCACCAUUUUCACUGUUUUGGCAGUACUUUGUGCUGCCCCUUUCGCUUUCGACAGAAUGGGUUGGCGAUUUCCUGGGGCUCCGCCGCUUCCUCUUCCGCCGCCUCCUCCCCCUCCCCCUCCCCCUCCCCCUCCCCCUCCCCCUCCCCCUCCCCCUCCCCCUGCGCCUCCCGCUCCCGCUCCCGCUCCCCCUCCUUGCGAUGCUCGUGUUCUUGCACAAUUGCAACGCGAUGUUCAAAUUAUACGCCAAGUCUUGACUGUUCUCGGCUUUCUUGCUCUCCGAGAGCAGGACGACGCGACAGAUGAGAUGAUCGACAUCUUCCAAAAUCUCACCCUCGGUUAA